Molecule: messenger RNA, 729 nt
Organism: Geodia barretti
Lineage: Eukaryota; Metazoa; Porifera; Demospongiae; Tetractinellida; Geodiidae
Source: the annotation of a GenBank genome assembly
UUGGCGCUGCAAACGGACGGGAUCUCGAAACACUUCGGCGCGGUGCGGGCGGUUGAUGAGCUGAGCCUGUCGAUCCCGAGGCAGGGCACUACCAGCAUCGUGGGGCCCAACGGCUCCGGCAAGUCGACGCUGGUAAACCUGCUGAGCGGGGUUCUGCCGCUGGACGGCGGGAUGGUGAUAAUCGACGGAGUGGGUCUGCGGGUGGUACGCGCGCACGAAACGCCGGCGCACGGGCUGACCCGCACCUUCCAGGAAGUGCGCCUGUUCGACCAGAUCACGGUGUGGGACAACAUCAUGGUAGUGCUCACGGAGCGACGCCUGUUCCCAUCCCUGCUGGAGCGGGUGAAACCGGCCACGCGGCAGAAGGCACAGCACAUCCUGGAGUCCGUGGGGAUGUGGGAGAAACGUGACUCCCUGGCGAUGGACCUGUCCUACGGCCAGCGCAAGCUGCUGGAGAUAGGGCGGGUCAUGGCGAUGGACGUGCAGACGUACCUGUUCGACGAGCCAUUCGCCGGCCUGUUCCCGCAGAUGGUAGAACGGGUCAAGGACAUAAUGAAGCAGAUGCGGGCGGACGGUUACACCAUUGUGUUCGUUUCACACAACAUGGAAAUCGUGCGCGAGCUGUCGGACCGGAUCAUCGUGCUGGACAGCGGGGCGCUGCUGGCCGCCGGCGAUGUGGAACCAGUUCUGGGAAGCGAAGAAGUUAUCGAGGCGUAUUUGGGCGCGUGA